Molecule: messenger RNA, 2022 nt
Organism: Carassius carassius (crucian carp)
Lineage: Eukaryota; Metazoa; Chordata; Actinopteri; Cypriniformes; Cyprinidae
Product: tyrosine-protein kinase SRK3-like
Exons: 8
Coding region: 226-1716 (496 amino acids)
Biological process (GO): cell differentiation; protein phosphorylation; innate immune response
Cellular component (GO): extrinsic component of cytoplasmic side of plasma membrane
Molecular function (GO): non-membrane spanning protein tyrosine kinase activity; ATP binding; signaling receptor binding
Source: RefSeq, a predicted model, not a curated record
CAUACCUUUGUGAUCCAUCCCGCGACAGAACCGGUUUCACCUGAUCCUCCGCUAUGAUCGCGGCCAGCGCGUUUGCUCAACAAAGGGGAUCCCGGUGUAGGAUCGCUACGGACGCUCGGUCACCAUCGGUGAGGGACCCACAAGCCUCUUUUAUUUACAAUUUCAACCGUGGACAGCUUCCAGUUAUUCUGGCUACCCUGGAGUCCGUAGAAAGCGAGGGCUGGGAUGGAGACGUGUUGUCGCAGCUGUAUGCCCUGUCUGAAGACGCUGUGGGACUGCAUAUGGCCCGAGUUCUACUAUCCGAACGUGGCUCGUCCGGCCGAGAUCCGCACGGUUUCAGGUGAUAUCCGGGAUAUCCGGGUCCCGGCUCCGAAGAAGAAGCCCACGCAGCUGUACGCGGCGCUCUUCGACUUCGAAGCCCGCAGUGAGGGAGAGCUGACGGUCAAAGAAGGGGACAAACUGUCUGUCAUAGAAAAGAGGGGAGAUUAUGUAUUUGCCAAGAAGCUGACGGGGUCCCUGGAGUCCGGACUGGUCCCUGCUAAUUAUGUGGCCCUAGUACAGGAUGAAUUCGCUAAAUACAGAUGGUAUUAUGGGAAUAUAAACAGACAAAAGGCUGAGAAGCUGCUUCUGAGUCAACAGAACAAAACUGGUUCCUUCCUGGUGAGGAUCAGUGAGAGCCACAGCGAUGAAUAUACAAUCUCUGCCAGAAGUGAAAAUAAUGUCUUCCAUUUCCGUAUUCAACGCUCAGUGAUUGGUGCUUACUUUGUAUCUGACAAGAUCUCUUUUGGCACUCUGGAUGAGCUCAUCAGGUACUACCAGCACAACUCCAGAAGUCUGGGAUGCCCCUUAGACCAGCCAUGUGUACAGCAAAGGGAGUUGUUCGACAUGGAACCAUGGGAGCAGCCGAGGGAGGAGUUUCAGCUACUCAAGAAGCUGGGGGAAGGCCAUUUCGGGGAAGUCUGGGAAGCUGUCUGGAUCACGAAGAAACAGAAUGUAGCCAUCAAGAUGCUCAAACAAGAGGACACAAAACUGGAUGAGUUUGUGAAGGAGGUACACGCACUGAAGAACCUGCACCAUCCUAAACUGAUUGAGCUGUUGGCUCUGUGCACACGAGGGGAGCCUGUCUACAUUAUCACCGAGCUCAUGACUAAAGGAAGUCUCAAAUCAUAUCUUUCUACACCAGAGGGUCAUGUGUUGACCUCUGCUCACCUGAUCUACAUGGCUAGUCAGAUAGCAGAAGGAAUGGCGUAUCUGGAAGAUCGACACAUUGUCCACAGAGACCUUGCAGCUCGAAACAUACUGGUUGGUGAAGACCUGGUGUGUAAAGUGGCUGACUUUGGUCUGGCUCGCAUCAUCAAGGAUAGUGUGUACACCGCUAGUAAAACCACCAAGAUUCCUGUACGAUGGACGGCUCCAGAAGCUGCUCUCUACCAGCGUUUCUCAGUCAAAUCUGACGUCUGGUCCUUUGGGGUGCUGCUGUAUGAGAUUAUGUCACGUGGAAAGAUGCCAUAUGAUGGGAAGAAUAAUAAGGAGGUUUUGGAGAUCCUGUCAUCGGGGUACAGGUUACCGUGUCCAAAUCGCUGCCCCCCAAACAUUUACCGCAUUAUGUUGGAUUGCUGGCAUGCGGAGGCUUCCAAACGGCCCUCGUUCCAUGCCCUUCACAGUCAGCUAGAUAAAAUCUACUCCAAAAUCUACUACAAAACCAUUGAGGUGUAGAAGAGGUGGACUGAAACAGAAGAUUCUGUGGGACAGAAUGGAGAAUAAAGAAAAGAUUUGCAUGGAUAAAAUUGCACAUAAGAUAUACUCUCUUCUUGAUUACUUGUAUUAAGUUAUGUGCAAUAAUAAAUGCUUGUUAAAGGACUUUAAAGAGGAUGAAAGUUCUGAUUAGAGAAACAAGUUGUUAAAGAGCAAACAUGCGUCUCCUUUAUCUGAAAGGGCCAGAUUAGCUCUUCAUAGCGAAUCUUGAUCAUGGGUGGAUCAAGAUGUAAAGCACUGUUAUGUACUGUCAUAAUAUACAUCUUU